Acinonyx jubatus (cheetah) is the source of this 4408-nucleotide messenger RNA. It is a transcript of the gene CRTAC1, whose product is annotated as cartilage acidic protein 1. Gene Ontology annotation, molecular function: calcium ion binding. The transcript is spliced from 15 exons. Gene Ontology annotation, biological process: axonal fasciculation. NCBI's taxonomy places the organism in Eukaryota, Metazoa, Chordata, Mammalia, Carnivora, Felidae. The record is from RefSeq and is a predicted model, not a curated record. Bases 160 to 2007 code for a protein of 615 amino acids.
UGGAGUUGUAUAAAGCGAGCGAGCGGUGGCGGGGCGGGAGGCUCGAGGCCAGCCCGGGACCGGGGCUGGGAGCUGGAAGGCGGCGGCGGCGGCGGCGGCGGAGGCAGUGAGUGCCCGCGCUCCGACGCCCCCAGGCGGUGGGGCUGAGAGAGCCCCAAGAUGGCUCCGAGCGCUGACCUCGGCGUGUUCAGGAUGUUAUUGUUCCUGCUGCUGCUGCGGUUUCUGCCCCCCAUUGAGGGGUCCCAGCGUGCUGAACCCAUGUUCACUGCAGUCACCAGCUCGGUCCUGCCCCCUGACUAUGACAGCAACCCCACCCAGCUCAACUAUGGUGUGGCAGUCACCGAUGUGGACCAUGAUGGAGAUUUUGAGAUCGUUGUGGCAGGGUACAACGGCCCCAACCUGGUUCUGAAGUAUGACCGGGCCCAAAAGCGACUGGUGAACAUCGCAGUGGAUGAGCGCAGCUCCCCUUACUAUGCACUGCGGGACCGGCAAGGGAAUGCUAUCGGGGUCACAGCCUGCGACAUUGACGGGGAUGGCCGUGAGGAGAUCUACUUCCUCAACACCAAUAAUGCCUUCUCAGGGGUGGCCACGUACACGGACAAGUUGUUCAAGUUCCGCAACAACCGGUGGGAAGACAUCCUCAGUGACGAGGUCAACGUGGCCCGCGGUGUGGCCAGCCUCUUUGCCGGGCGCUCCGUGGCCUGCGUGGACAGGACGGGCUCCGGACGCUACUCUAUCUAUAUCGCCAAUUAUGCCUACGGUAAUGUGGGCCCUGACGCCCUCAUUGAAAUGGACCCUGAGGCCAGUGACCUUUCCCAGGGCAUUCUGGCGCUCAGAGAUGUGGCUGCUGAGGCUGGGGUCAGCAAAUACACAGGGGGCCGGGGUGUCAGCGUGGGCCCCAUCCUCAGCAGCAGCGCCUCAGACAUCUUCUGUGACAACGAGAAUGGGCCCAACUUCCUCUUCCACAACCAGGGCGACGGCACCUUCGUGGAUGCUGCUGCCAGUGCUGGUGUGGAUGACCCGCACCAGCACGGGCGAGGUGUUGCCCUGGCCGACUUCAACCGUGAUGGAAAAGUGGACAUCGUUUAUGGGAACUGGAAUGGCCCCCACCGGCUCUACCUGCAGAUGAGCGCCCACGGGAAGGUCCGGUUUCGGGAUAUCGCCUCGCCCAAGUUCUCCAUGCCAUCCCCUGUCCGCACAGUCAUCACCGCCGACUUUGACAAUGACCAGGAGCUGGAGAUCUUCUUCAACAACUUCGCCCACCGCAGCUCCUCAGCCAACCGCCUCUUCCGUGUCAUCCGCAGGGAACACGGCGACCCUCUCAUCGAGGAGCUCAAUCCUGGCGAUGCCUUGGAGCCUGAGGGUCGGGGCACAGGGGGUGUGGUGACAGACUUCGAUGGAGAUGGGAUGCUGGACCUCAUCUUGUCCCAUGGGGAGUCCAUGGCUCAGCCGCUGUCCGUCUUCCGGGGGAACCAGGGCUUCAGCAACAACUGGCUGCGUGUGGUGCCUCGGACCCGGUUCGGGGCCUUCGCCAGGGGAGCUAAGGUUGUGCUCUAUACCAAGAAGAGCGGGGCCCACCUGAGGAUUAUCGACGGUGGUUCAGGCUACCUGUGUGAGAUGGAGCCCGUGGCACACUUUGGCUUAGGGAAGGAUGAAGCCAGCAGUGUGGAGGUGACUUGGCCAGAUGGCAAGAUGGCAAGCCGGAGCGUGGCCAGUGAGGAGAUGAACUCUGUGCUAGAGAUCUCCUACCCCCGGGAUGAGGACAGACUUCAGAGCCCAGCCCCACUGGAGUGCGGCCAAGGAUUCUCCCAGCAGGAAAAUGGCCAUUGCAUGGACACCAACGAAUGCAUCCAGUUCCCAUUCGUGUGCCCUCGAGACAAGCCUGUGUGCGUCAACACGUAUGGAAGUUACAGGUGCCGGACCAACAAGAGGUGCAGUCGGGGCUACGAGCCCAACGAGGACGGCACGGCCUGUGUGGAUGACAGAGCUGGGACUCAGGAUAACUGAGCGCAGCACUAGGGGACGGCAGACUGGUGCAGCCUUCUGACUCCCCCUUCCCACUCUUCCACCGCCUCCGUGGUCCCUGAUUCAAAACCGCAAGGCCCGGUGCAGCUCCAGGCUGCCGCACGCUGAGUUCUGCCAUCCGGCAGGUGCUGAAAUGACAAGCCCGUUAAAUAGCCCCUUAGAGGAAGAGCCGUGAGCUCGGCACUCUGCCCUGGGCUCUGCCAAGAGAAUAAAUUCUCCCAAAGUUGCCUGAGAAGGGUCGUGUGGAAACGUCAGAAGGCUGGACUCUGAAAGGAAGGAAAGAAACUGACGUUACCAAAUGCCUCUGUCAUGCCAGGCACAUUCUAGGCCAGUUUCUCAGAUUCCUCAAAACCAAUUGUUCUCAACCAUUUUUAGUGGGUGGUCACAUACUCCUUUGAGAAUCUGCUGAAACCUUCGAUCCUCUUCCCCAGAUAAAUGCAUGUUAUUUUGCAAAUAUGUGAAGGAGGUGGGUCAAGGUCAAGAGCUCCUGGUGUAAACCUGGGCCGUUUUAGGAUUUUCUUAGGUACCAGGGACGUUUCUUCUCUUUUGGAGGCCCCACCCCUCAUAUCAAACAUUGUCAUAUAUAUCCACAACUCACACUAAAUUACACACACACACAACCAGAGUUAAGUUGAAUUACAGUGGACUGUUUGACAGUAUUACAUUUUGUAGAUAUGUAACAAAGUAUUAAUUUCAGCUUUGUGUUUACUUUUCCUAUUUUGGACCCAAUAAACUUUUUUGGUAAAUUUUAUUGAAAUGUACCAUACCUAUAGAAAAAUACACAAAUCUUAAGUGUGGAGCUCAAUGAAUUCUCACAAGGUGAGCCUGUCUGUGUAACCAGCACUCUGCUGGAAAAACAGAGCAUGAGCACCCAAGAAGUCUCCCCAGGCCCCCUUCCAUUCACUAUGCAUCAUCCCAGGACAGCUGCUCUCUUAACGUCUAACACCAAAGAUUAGCUCUGCCUGUAUUAGAAUGCCUUACGAGUAGAACCAUAACUUGUACUCAUUUCCUGUCUUGUUGCUUUUGUGGAACUGAUAAACUUUUAUUUGGGCCUCACACAUCUUCCGAGGCCUGUAAAAAGGCUCAUAGGCUCUGGGCACUGUCAAAAUCGGGGCUUCUCGACCUUAUUUUCACUCUAGAACCUCCAGGAAGACUUUUAAAAAGCCCUAAUGUCUAGGCUGCACCCGAGAACAAUGAAAUCAGAAUCUCUGGGGAUAGGACCAGACAUCAGUGGUUUCUCUUGCUCCCUGGGUGACAUUGACUGCAGCCAAGGAUGAGAGGCACUGGCCCACACGAUUUUGUAAAGUAUUAGUACCCCUAUCUUACAGCUGGAGAGGACAGUGGGGCUCGAGGGGUCUCCACCACGUGCUACCCUCAUAAAGCCUGAAUUCCAAUUCACGUCUCACUAGGAGUGGUAUUUGCAUUGCCUUCAUGCUUGGUAAAUAGUAAAGUCCAAACGAAGCGUAGGUGCCUCCUGCCAGAAACUUUCCUUACUCUGAGUCCUUCCGGAGCUGUGGUCAAGGGAGCUAGGGUUUCCCAAGAACAAGGCGGUGCCCCAGGAUCUGGCCGUAGGGAGAGUCACCGCCAGCUGGACUCCAUCUUUGCCCCACAGGGUUUGGGAGCCCUGGGGAUGGUUCCCAGGCUGCUGGGUUCCGGGGUGCAGUGCACGAUUCUGCCGCUCGGUGGCACCACGAGCUUCUGUAAACCCUGUGGUUUUCACACACCCCAAAGGAAGCUAGAAAGCAGUCUGGCAGCAGUGACCACGGGGGAAUGGCAGCCCAGAGCUUCCUGGGGUUCCUCUGCUCGCUGGGGCCUGACAGGGCCUGUUCUGGCUGGCCAGGGGGAUGCAGAGAAGUGGCUGUGACCCAACCCAAGGAGGAGGCCACUUCCCCCAUAACUGAGCCAGCAGAGGAGAACCAGGGAGAGAGAAGCCAUGCCUCACCUGCUUCUCCCCGCUCUGCCCUUCACCCAGCUGACCCUGUGGGCUCCACAAUUGAAGAGCACAGCCCACCCACGCUCCCAUGUUGCCUAGAAGCUCCAGCCCUGGGCUUGGAGGUACCAGGCACAGCUCCAAGUCCUUACCUGGGAAUCUGCCAAAUCCUAACCUAGGAUGACCGAGGACCUCAAGCUCUGACAGGGUCCCUAAACCUGGGUGAACUUUGCCUAGAUUCAAAACCAAGCUCUUCCACUUCCUAGUUGUGUAACUUUGGGCAAGUUAUUUAACUUCCGUGAGUCUCAGCCUCCUCAUCUGUAAAAUGGGAAUAAUCGUCCACAUCUUACGAUUGUCAUGAGGACUAAAUGGUUAUGUGGCAUCUUAGCCUAGCGCAUGGCACAUAGUGAUAAAAUAAAUGUUGGCUACUAUUGUGUAUUACUACUAUAAAUA